This is a messenger RNA of Hemiscyllium ocellatum (epaulette shark), 3771 nucleotides long. RefSeq lists its product as uncharacterized. Bases 78 to 1793 code for a protein of 571 amino acids. NCBI's taxonomy places the organism in Eukaryota, Metazoa, Chordata, Chondrichthyes, Orectolobiformes, Hemiscylliidae. Gene Ontology annotation, molecular function: NAD+ nucleosidase activity; phosphorus-oxygen lyase activity. Gene Ontology annotation, cellular component: plasma membrane. The record is from RefSeq and is a predicted model, not a curated record. The transcript is spliced from 9 exons. Gene Ontology annotation, biological process: positive regulation of B cell proliferation.
AGUAAUCUGGGAAUAGUUGUAGAAGGGUGUAGCUUUUAACAUUGAUCCAGUACCAAAGAAGAAACAACAAUUUGAAGAUGUUUUUGCUGAAAAGUUUGCACCUUACAGGUCUGCUCCUUCUUGGGCUAGUGCUGUUAGGCUAUACAGAAAGACCAUUAGCAAAGGCUGGCACAGAAACGGUUUGGACAGGAAAAGGAUCAACAGAAAAUUUGAAAGAAAUAAUGAUCGGAAGAUGCUUCAACUACCUUGGAACAGUAAAUGUUGAUGCAGGGAAGAAAGACUGUCCAAAUCUAUGGGAAGCAUUUCUGAGUGCAUUUAGUGGGAAGGACCCAUGCAAAAUUACAACAGAGGAUUAUAAACCAUUUCUGGAUUUGGCAGGCCAUGACAUUCCAAUUAAUCAGUCAAUCUUCUGGAGCCAGACCAAAGGGCUCAUUCUUCAGUACACUGGUGUUACACACAAGGUGAUGCCUCUUGAGAGCACUCUGGUUGGUUAUAUGGUGGACGGCCUGAACUGGUGUGGAAAACUCUCCAGCCCAGAGCCUAAUUUUGAAGCAUGUCCUGGGUGGAAAGAGUGCGAAAACAAUUCAAUAAGUUCAUUUUGGAAGGCAGCGUCUGAAGCUUAUGCAAUGAGGGCUCAUGGAGAAGUAACAGUGAUGUUGAAUGGAUCUGCUCGUGGCGACACCUUCAGGAAUAACAGCAUUUUUGCUGAAAUUGAACUUGGCAAAUUAGACAAUGCGCGGGUUACCUUCGUUCACCUCUGGAUCAUGGACAAUAUUGAUGGCCCUGAUAAAGAAUCCUGUGAUGUUGGCAGUGUGGCAGUAUUGGAAAGGAUUCUAAAGGAGAAAAAUAUCAGCUACUCUUGCAAAGAUAAUUACAAUACUGCCGAAGACCAGGACCUAUCCGACUGUCAAGGACUGGGAUCCUGUCAAACCAACCAAACUCUAGACCUUGCUGAUACCUCAGAAGAUGGGGUCCCACCGAGACCGCCAAAGACUGGGGGCCCAACACGACCACCGAAGGUUGAGGACCCCCCAAAGCCACCCAAGACUGUCAGCUCAUCGAUACCGCCAAAGACCAGGGAUCAGCCAAAUCUGCCAAAGAGCAAGGGCGUGCCGAGACCACAAAGACCGGUGGCAGACCCUGUCAACCGAAGGCCAGGGGUGGGCCCCGGCAACCGAAGGCCAGGGGUGGGCCCCGGCAACCGAAGGCCAGGGGUGGGCCCCGGCAACCGAAGGCCAGGGGUGGGCCCCGGCAACCGAAGGCCAGGGGUGGGCCCCUUCAACCAAUGGCCAGGGAUGGGCCCCGUCAACCGAAGGCCAGGGGUGGGCCCCGUCAACCAAUGGCCAGGGAUGGGCCCCGUCAACCAAUGGCCAGGGAUGGGCCCCUUCAACCAAUGGCCAGGGGUGGGCCCCUUCAACCAAUGGCCAGGGAUGGGCCCCUUCAACCAAUGGCCAGGGAUGGGCCCCAUCAACCAAUGGCCAGGGAUGGGCCCCAUCAACCAAUGGCCAGGGAUGGGCCCCAUCAACCGAAGGCCAGGGGUGGGCCCCUUCAACCAAUGGCCAGGGAUGGGCCCCAUCAACCGAAGGCCAGGGGUGGGCCCCAUCAACCGAAGGCCAGGGGUGGGCCCCUUCAACCGAAGGCCAGGGGUGGGCCCCGUCAACCGAAGGCCAGGGGUGGGCCACGUCAACCGAAGACUAAGGUCUAUCCAUAUUGAUCACAAUUGGGAGACUGGGGCUGGGGGCCUGCCACAACCACGGGGGAAGCAGGAGCUCGCUGAAGCCACUGAGGAAUAGGCACCUGCCAAAAUUGCUGUAGACUGAGAGCCUGCUGAAAUUGCCAAUGAUGUGGGCCCACUGAAACUGCCACACCUCAGCUGCAGAACAAAGAAAGUAAACUUGUUGCAAAAGGUGAAAUUAAGAAAUGAUUAUAAGAUGAAAAAAUAAAAAGGAUACAGCCGGUCAGCCAAAAAGGAGCAGAUAGACCAAGAUUCCAAACACUACCUAACCUGCCAUCUCCACCAUCUUGCUAUUUUAAGAGAAAUGGUAUGACUGGCUAAUCUUUGAUUACAAUCAUAUUAUAAUUGGCAAUUAUGACAUGGCUGACCCUCCCUGCAACUAUUUUACAUCCAUUUCAUAAUAAAUGGUGGGUAUAAAAUAUUGGAGGUUCUAAGCAAUCUCGAAAUAAAUCAAGGCAAGGAACUAACUAUAUUGAUUAGUAAAUGACAAUGAUCAAAAUCAUGAUAUUAAAGCUAAACAAUUCCUCUGGUUUUGAUGUUUCCUUCCCAGUUAUUAACAGAAGUAGAUGAGGAAAUGUUUGAUGAAGUAGUUGUAAUUUUCCAAGCCACACCAAUUCAAGAAUUAUCUCCAAAUAUUGUGCAAUUUGGAAAAGAAAAACAAAAAAUUUGGGAAAAUUAUCUUAACAAAGCCCAUGGCUUGAAAUUGCAGUGGGAAAGUUAACUCUGACAAAUUUAAUUAAAAUGCUUAAAGAGUAACUCAGAUGGUAAAUCUAACAGCAUCUAAGGAUGUUAUUUCCAUAAAUGUGAGGGGGCAUUUAACAACAUUGUGCAUUAGGGACUGUUAACAAAAGUGAGACAGAAUCAAUUAAAGACUAUUUGUUUCAGAGUUUGAAGAUAACCAGUACAUAUGAGUAUGUAUUCACAUUGGUAGAAUGUAUCUAACAGUGCCCUUCAGAUAUCUGGCCUGCCUCAACUUUGCUCAUAUUUAGAAAUGUUUUGAAUGAAGAAAUAGAGAGCUGUUUCUCACUAGUUUACUGCUGACACUAAGUUAGAUGAUGCAACAUAUAGUUGCGUAGGUUGAGGUUGAUAGUUGCAAAGGGACAUCAGUUGAUUCAGUGAGAAGGCAAAACUGUGAAAGAUGGUGUUCAAUGUGGAAAAUAGACUGAGGUCAUCCACUUUGGAACUAAGGAGUGGAGAUCAAAUUAUUUUUGAAACAAUUAGACUGGAUUUAAGCAGAGAUUCUUAGGCUGGGAUUUUCUUCCUGAAGGCAAAUUUUACAAAACAGAGCUUUUCCAAUUGUUUUGAUCUCCCAUCCUGCUUGGCAGUAUCCAUCCUAUAAUCUUCACAGCAGAGUGGUGGGACCAGGCUAGAUUUGAGGUCAUUGCUUUCUGAAGCAGAUCCUUGGCAGGCACGGAGGUGGCAGUUUCCAAUGUGGACAGUUAAAUGGCCCGUCUCCAUUCACUGGAACUUUGGCUCAGUUUGGAACAUGAACUUUAAGUACCCUUGCCUUUACCCUUCACUUGCUCCACUCACCAGACCCAUUCAUAUCCCUCCCAAUACCUCGUAAUCUACCCCCCAUGUCAUCUUCACACCCAGUCAUUCGUAGCCACUUUGGAUAGAACUCAUGAGAUGUAGAACAGGAAUAUUGUAAAGCAUGGUGUCACGCAGAUAUCAUUGCUUAGUUCUCUUAAAGAUGUGUGCUUGCCUGAUCAUCGAUGCAUGCAAUAUCACAAUGGUGGCAAAGUUAAUAAUGCAUUCUUCAUAAGAUUUUUCACUGUUGUUUAUAACAGCUAUCUUGCAUAAACAUUGUCUGUAUUCAAUUUUUCUAAUAUUGAAGUGACAAAAUGUAUUGAGAGUAAAGUACUAAAUUGUGAAUUCCGCACUGCGAUUAGUGCUAAACAUCUGAAUUGCAAAACAUCCUCAUUUACUACUCAAGUGGCUGUUCCUGUUUAGAUGAAAAUGUGAAACUUGAUGUAUGGGUUUUGAGCUAUGUUCAUUUAUUUUAAAGUUUUUUUUUAAAAUGUUUGUUGUUUUCU